Molecule: messenger RNA, 4626 nt
Organism: Saprolegnia parasitica CBS 223.65
Lineage: Eukaryota; Oomycota; Saprolegniomycetes; Saprolegniales; Saprolegniaceae
Exons: 7
Coding region: 1-4626 (1541 amino acids)
Biological process (GO): transmembrane transport
Cellular component (GO): membrane
Molecular function (GO): ABC-type transporter activity; ATP binding; ATP hydrolysis activity
Source: RefSeq, a predicted model, not a curated record
AUGCUCGACAUCAUGCGUGCGCUCGAGUUGCUCCUCGAACGCCACCGCCGCGCUGUCAUUGCCGAAGAUGACGCGGCCGACGCGCUCUUCGCCACCGAGGGGCCAGUGGGCCACCAAAGCUGCACCCACGACCGCUCAGAGCAUGAAGAUCUCGUCUGCGACUCCCAAAUGACAAUGGCGGCGCUCGUCGCGUCGCUUGCAUUUUCUCAAAAACGCGCCGCGGCCGAUUUGGCGCGCAAGGACAUGGCCGUAGCAGCGACGGCCAUCGCCACCGCCAAGGCCCGCGUCACCCAGAACACCGCGCAUAUCAAGGCCUUGCAAGCGAUGACGACGCAGGUCCACGCGCUCGCAACUCGCAAUGCCGCGCUCAAGACGCGCCUGCGUCACGCCCACGAUACAGCGUUCUUCCGCCUCGUUAUCGCCACGUUGUUGGCCUGCGGCGGCGGCAAUUGGAUCAUUAGCACCGCGCUGGCGCCACUGCGCUGGUGGUGUGGCAACCAGCCCACGUGGCUCUGGCGCGUUGACAGCGACGUGCUUCUUGUGCCGCUUCGCCUCGGACCGUGCGCGACGACGUCGCUAUGUGUUGCCAGCGCCUGGAAGUUUGGGCUCCUCGGGCUCGGAGCGUAUCUUGGCCACACGGCUCGCCGCCCAUCAUCGCCGCCGCCACGCGCCGCGCACGCUGUCGUGGCUGCUAGCCUCCUCAACGCUGCAUAUGGCGUCUACUUUGUAGUGUCUCAGGCAGCGCUGAGCCCUAGUCACGUGGCUGCCGGGACGCUCUGCCUCGUCGAAGGCCUCCACACGAGUAUCGUGCUGUGCAUCUUUCCACACCAAGCGCUCGCCUUUCGCCAUCUCUUUCUCCUGGAUGCACUCGCGCGACUGCUCGCCGUGACACCGAUCGUGCUGCAGCGUCAGCGUCCACUUGUGCUUGCCGCGCACGAGUUGGCGUUGAUCGUAGAUGCAACAGCCAUGCUUCUCAAGGCCGUCGUCGCUUGCUACCUCGCGACGCAGGUGGUUACCACGCAUGCAGCAACGCCCGAAUGCGAUGCGUCCAUCGCCAGUAGGCUUUUCUUUACGUGGAUCUGGCCCCUCCUCCGCCGGCCGCAGCCGCUCGGCCUCAACGACUUGCCGGCCGUGCGCUCGGACGACAGUGCCAGCGUCAUCCAUGCACGAUACGAAGACAGCUUGCGACGUCGGCCACGUGCAACGCUUUUCCGACACCUCCAUGCGACCUGCGGCUGGUCGUUUUACAAUGCCGGCGCCUUGCUCUUCGUGUCUACCACCGGAAACGUCCUGACGCCGUAUGCGCUGGAGCGGCUUCUGCACGUGCUCUCGGACCCGGCGCCGCACGCGAGCGAGGCGCGCAUCGUCAGCGGGCUCCUUUGGUCCCUGGCGCUCUAUGCGGCGAUAGGGACCAAGUCCAUCUUUGAGCAUCAGUUUUGGGCUGUCGCCGUGCGCUGUGGCCUUCAGACGCGCUCGCUUCUGCAGCAGCUCGUGCUUACCAAAGGUCUCCGGCUCAGCGCCGCCGCCCGCGUCUCGUACGACGACGGUGUGCUCUCCAACCUGCUCUCGACCGACGCGUGUAAGAUUGCCGACGCGUCGGUCGUCUGCGCGCUGCACUGGGACACGUGGAGCGGCGGCCUCGCGCUCAGCAUCGCGCUGCUCGCACUGCUGCAGCUGCUCGGCCCUGCUGUGUGGCUCUGGCUCGGUCUCCAGCUUCUCUACCUCCCGCUGGCCGUCUUUUUGAGCCGACGCUUGAAAGCUGCGAGUCGGGCCCAUCUUGCGUGCCGCGAUCGUCGACUCCAGCGCACCGCGUCCUUUCUGGAUGCUCCCACAACGCUCCACGGCUGCGGCUACGAAGCCCACGUCCUCGCGUCCACAAGCGCCGCACGGAACAAAGAGCUUGCAGCACUUGGCACCAAGCAGCGCUGGCAUGCGAUCAACGUGAGCGCCGUGGCCUGCCUUCAGCUGCUGGCGCCAAUUGGUACCUUUGCCUGCAUCGAGCGGUUGCCACCGUCGCAGGUGUUUGCUGCGAUCGCCUGGUUUGGCAUUGCAGCGGGUCCACUCCAGCGUCUGCCGCAGAUUCUCUCAAAGUUCAUUGACGCGCGCGUGUCCCUUCAGCGUCUCGAGCGCUUCUUCGCUGCCGACGAGCGAUCGACUCCGCCGGCCAACGCACGUCGUCUCGAGACAGGCGGCAUGGAGCUUCGAGACGUCACGAGUCUCUGGACGUACGGGGCACAACCCGUCUUUCAACCCGUCUCGCUCACGCUAUGUCGCGGCGCGGUCGUUCUCUGCGACGGACCCAUGGGCAGUGGCAAGUCGACCUUUCUGGCGACGCUGCUACGCUUACCCACCGUGGUUACCGGCUCGUUGCAUGUCGCUGGCUCGAUGGCGUACUGUCCACAGAGCCCUUGGAUUCUGGAUACCUCGGUCCGCGACAACAUUCUCUGCGGCGCAAGAUUCGACCGGUCGUGGUACCAAACCACGCUCGAGAUUUGCGCGCUGCGGGCCGACAUCGCUGCGUGGCCCCACGGCGACGCCUUUCGCACCGGUGCCCUCGGUGCUGCGCUCUCGGGUGGUCAAAAACAGCGCAUCUCUCUGGCCCGUGCAGUCUACGCCCGGCACGACAUUUUACUCAUCGACAAUGUCUUCGCGAGUUUGGACCCGGUCGUCGCCUGCCACGUGUGGCAGCAACUGUUGCACCACCCGGCCCUCGCGCCGCUGACCAAAGUCCUCGUGGCGCCUCCGACGCUGCGUCCGUCGGUUCCGUUUGUGCGCCUCCGCUUCGAACGCGUGCCCUUGCGCGGCAUCACUGCCAUUCACGCGACAAGCGAACGCGCGGCGUCGCCAGAGCCCGAGAGCACGCUAACGCCAGGCGCCGACGCAACGCCGAACGAGGCGCCGACGCCGCCCACGACCGCUGACGACGACGACGACCCUGCGGUCUCUGGAUCCUCGAGCUACCAGAUAGUGUGGCGCGCCUAUCUGAGUCAGCUACCUCGGCUCGGCGGCUAUGUGCUGCUGCUUGUGGCCGAGCACAUCGGACUCGUCGGUGGCACGUACGUUCUCGCGACGUGGGCAACGACCAAAGCGACACCGUGGGCGACGGUCGGCGUGGGCGUCGCGACCUGCGUCGUCGCCUCGACGCACCGGCUGUGGCUUGUCGACCUUGCGCUCCGGGGUGCCAAUGGCCUGCAUGCGGCGCUCCUGCGCAGCCUUGUGCACGCGCCGAUGGCGUUUUUCGAGCAGCGAUCGUCCAGCCGCAUUCUCAACCAUUGCACAAAGGACGUUGGGUCGAUCGACGAAGCCCUGCCGAGCGUCCUCAGCACCUUUGCGGCGUACGCGCUGCAGGUUUGCGCGGCGGUGUUUGCUCUUGCGUGUAUCGCGCCGACGAGUGCGCUGCUCGCUGUCCUCGGGCUCCUUGGACCGUACUACGUACUGUACGCCUUGUACCGCGGGCCAGGUCGGCGGCUGCAGCGUCUCGAGCGUGCUGCCCGGGCGCCAGUGCUGGCGUGGGCGCGUCAAGCCAUCGCAGGCCACAGCUCCGUCGACGCGUUUGACCUGGCGCGCAUGCUGCAGACGCGGUUCCAGGCGCAGAUUGAUGUCGCCAUCCAAGCGUCCUGGCUCGCGACGAUCGCGACGCAGUGGGUCACCGUGUGGCUCGAAGGGCUUGGUGCUCUCGUCGUCCUUGGCGCGGGCGUCGCCACGACGCUUCUUGCAGACUCGGUAUCGGCGACGACGAUCGGCCUCGCGCUCACGUAUGCCGUCCAGCUGCCGGCGCGCCUCGGGUGGGCCCUCAAGCUUCUCGUUGCCAUCGAGCUCGAGGCCGUCUCGAUCGAUCGCGUCGUGGCACUCACGGAGCUGGCAGCACCGAUUCCGACGUCGUCGGGCGCCCCGGGGCAUGCACCCGAUCGGAUCGCGGAUGGUGCGCUGCAUGUCCAUAACGUUUGCUUGACGUACCCCGGGUCGCACAAACGCGUCUUGGCCGGUGUCUCGUUUGCGUUGGCGCCUGGCGCCAAGGCGGCGGUCGUGGGUCGGACGGGCGCCGGCAAGUCGUCGCUCCUGCACGCGCUCCUGGGCCUAUAUCCUCUCGACGCUGGCGAGGUUUGUAUCGGUGGGAUCUCGGUACCUCCCCACGUGCUCCGGGCCGCCGUGGGGUUUGUGCCUCAGGACGCGGUGCUUCUUGGCGAGACGCUUCGCGAGACGCUCGCCAGCGCCGAGUCGCACGCAUCGGACGACGAGAUGUGGGCAGUGCUGCGCCGCGUCGGCAUGGACACGUGCGUGCAUAGCCUCGAGAUGCGCGUGGAGUGCGCGAACUUUGGCGCUGGGGAGCGCCAGCUGCUCACCUUGGCCCGCGCACUGCUACGGAACGUGCGCGUCCUCGUGUGCGACGAAGCCACCGCGCACGUCGACGCGCGUGCGCACCGCCGCGUGUUGAGUUUGAUUUUGAGUUUGACCCACGUCACGGUACUGCUGGUCACGCACCGUGUCGAGCAACUGGAGACGUUUGAUGUCGUGCUGCGGCUCGACGGCGGUCGGCUCGAGCCGUGCUCUCUUCCUGCGCACGGUCUUUCCGCGGUGUCACUGGCAAAAUGCCCGCGAACCAGCGGGCUCGAAGCGGCGACGUAG